CUCCUUACAGAGGAACGGGUCCCUGGGAGAUUAAGUGACUUGGCCGACCACAGAGACUAUGGUCCGCAGCCUGUGUGGGCCUUACUGGUGGGCCAGCCCCAGUUUCCUCUCCUGGUGAGGAGCUGGGUGCUUGUCUGUGGGCAGUGGCUCGAGAACUCCAGCUGUCUGUGUGUCUGCCCUUCCCCAGCCCCCAGGGUCUCCUGUUGAGAGUGGUGCUGGAACGUUCCAGGGAUGUACAUGCAGGUGGAGACGCGUACCAGCUCCCGCCUCCAUCUGAAGAGGGCUCCGGGCAUCAGGUCCUGGUCCCUGCUGGUUGGAAUCUUGUCGAUUGGCCUAGCUGCUGCCUACUACAGUGGAGACAGUCUGGGUUGGAAGCUCUUCUAUGUCACAGGCUGCCUGUUCGUGGCCUUGCAGAACCUGGAGGACUGGGAGGAAGCUGUCUUCAACAAGAGCACUGGGAAGGUUGUGCUGAAGACGUUCAGCUUGUACAAAAAGCUGCUGACUCUUUCCAGAGCAGGCCACGACCAAGUGGUGGUCCUGCUGAACGACAUCAGGGACGUGAACGUGGAGGAGGAGAAGGUCCGGUACUUCGGGAAGGGCUACGUGGUGGUGCUGCGGUUUGCGACAGGCUUCUCCCACCCCCUCACCCAGAGUGCUGUCAUGGGCCACCGCAGCCCUUCCUCCUGGUGCCGGCCUGGCCCAGUGAUGUGGAAGCCAUCGCCAAGCUCAUCACCACCUUCCUGGAGCUGCACCGCCUUGAGAGUCCUGUGGAGCUGUCUCAGAGCAGCGACAGUGAGGCUGAUAGCCCCGGAAGCCAGAGUUGACACCCAUGGAGCCCCCGGCCUUAAUUCUGAUGGCAUCUCCUCAGGCCUGAUGGGCUGCUGGCGAGUGUUCCUCCUCAGUGCCUGGCUGUGUCCCUGGAAGCCCCAGGGUGGGACCCUCGGCCGUUCCUGCUGCUUGCUUCUGCCCUCUGAGCAAAACCACAGGCUGGACCUUCUCUGCAGGCUCCAAGGUGUCCAGGGAGGGCAUGGGUCUUGGAUCUGCCACUUGGAAUCAGACGGUCCUGGCCUGGGCACUGUGGCUUGUGAGGGUGACAGGUGGCGUGGCCUGGUCUGGAUAGACCCACCCCACAGCUAACCAGCCAUGUGGGGCUCAAGCCUCUGAAA
This is a messenger RNA of Ceratotherium simum simum (southern white rhinoceros), 1166 nucleotides long. The record is from RefSeq and is a predicted model, not a curated record. NCBI's taxonomy places the organism in Eukaryota, Metazoa, Chordata, Mammalia, Perissodactyla, Rhinocerotidae.